CAGCUUAUGUGAAGUUGUUAUUGAAGCCAUCUAUAAAUCUGCUUACUGAAUUUAUGGAGAAGCCUAGAAAUGAUGGAAGUCAUUCAGAAGAAUUCUUUUCCCAUCUUAGAAGUCCAUCAGAGAAAGAACAUUUAUCACGACAUACUAGUGAAAGUCGUCUCAGCUGCCUGGACCAGGACAUCCGAAAUGAUGAAAAGAUUGAAUUGGGGGCAACACUUAAAGAAGCUGAGUUGGCAACCUGUUCUAUAGAAUUACUUUUGCCAUUAUUUAAAAAUGCCAUUGAAGAGAUGAGUUUUGAAAAUGCUAAUCUUUCUGUCUCCAGUUUGAAGAUUUCUAAACAGAGGGAAAUAUUAACAAAAGAAUUAGAUACGUUUAAACGGGUAAAACUAGCCUUAGAGCAUCUUCUUAGAAAGACCAACUACAAACAAACAGGAGACAAUUUACCAAGCAUGUUAUUACAGAAUCUGACUGAUAAUGAAAGUGAAAAUAUUAAUCUUAAGAAGAAGGUACUUGAAAAGGAGGCCUAUAUCCAAGAACUUUCUUGUUUGUUUCAGAAUGAAAAGGAAAAUACUUUGAAAGCAAACCGUUUAUCUCAGGCAGUGAAACUAGUACAUGAAAGACUACAGCUCCAGAUUCAUAAAAGGGAAGCAGAGAAUGAUAAGUUGAAAGAAUACAUGAAGGACUUAGAAAUCAAGAUAGCUAAAUGGAACUUGCAACUCAAGACAAACAAAGAUGAGACUACAGCAGUGAAAGAAGCAAGUAGGCAAACAACUAUAGCUCUAAAAAAGGCUUCUAAAAUUUACAAACAAAGGCUUAAUCAUUUUACAGGAGAUAUUGAAUACCUUACUUCUCAGAUCAGAGAUCAGGAAGCCAAGUUGUCUGAAACGGUUUCAGCUUCUAAUGCCUGGAAAAAUCAUUAUGAGAAAAUUGUAAUAGAAAAAACUGAAUUGGAAGUUCAGAUCGAAACAAUGAAAAAGCAAAUCACUAAUCUUUUGGAAGACCUGAAGAAAAUGGAAGUCCAUGGAAAAAAUUCAUGUGAAGAUAUUCUUAGAAAACUUCACUCAAUGGAACAUGAAAGUGAAACUCUGAGUCUUGAAAACAAGGAAUUGAAGGGUACACUUGCUGCUUUGGAGGACAAGGUUGUUUCUGUUGAAGAGGAACUCUUAGAAUUACAGGAACUAGAAAACCAACAGAAAACCCUUAUUGAAGUGUAUAAAACUCAGGUACAAAAGUUGCAAGAAGCGGCUGAAAUGGUGAAAAGCAGGUGUGAAAGUUUGCUACAAGAAAAUAAUCUAAUGACAAAAAACAAAAAUAAAAAAUUAGAUGAGAUGAGAGGCCAGAUGGAGUCUCAUCUGAAGGAGGUAGAGCAUAUCCGUGAUUCCUUGACGGCGGCUGAACGGAGGCUUCAGGAGUCUCAGGAGAGCCUGCAGCACUGCAAGGCGAAAUGUGCAGACCAGGCACACAUCCUUAGGGAGCUUCAGGGCCAGAUUGAUGAAAAUCACAGUCUUCUAAAGCUUUCUCUGGAGGAGGAAAAUUAUCUAAUUCAGUUAAAGUGUGAAAAUCUUAAACAAAAAUUAGAACAGAUGGAUGCAGAGAAUAAAGAGCUUGAGAAGAAGCUGGCAAACCAAGAAGAGUGCCUUAAGCACAGCAAUCUGAUGUUUAAAGAGAAAUCUGCAGAAUACACAGCACUGGCCAGGCAACUGGAAGCUGUUUUAGAAGAAGGAAGACAUAAGGUUUCUGAAGAAGUAGAGAAAAUGACUUCUAGAGAGAGGGCUUUACAAACUAAAAUAUUAGAUCUGGAAACUGAGCUUAGAAAGAAAAAUGAAGAACAAAACCAACUUGUUUGCAAAAUAAACACUAAAGCACAACAUCAAGAAGUAUCUUUGAAAGAAAUGCAACAUAGUCUUGAGAAGUCAGAGAAUCAGAAUGAGAGUAUUAAGAAUUAUUUACAGUUUCUUAAAACUUCUUAUGUAACAAUGUUUGGAUAAAUCAUUGAAUUUAUUUUCAGCAUUAGGUUUUCACUAUGAAUCUAAAAUGUGAUUAGGUAAAAAAAUA
Messenger RNA from Marmota flaviventris (yellow-bellied marmot), 2055 nucleotides. It is a transcript of the gene Odf2l, whose product is annotated as outer dense fiber of sperm tails 2 like. The record is from RefSeq and is a predicted model, not a curated record. NCBI's taxonomy places the organism in Eukaryota, Metazoa, Chordata, Mammalia, Rodentia, Sciuridae. Gene Ontology annotation, biological process: negative regulation of cilium assembly. Gene Ontology annotation, cellular component: ciliary basal body; centrosome.